Culex pipiens pallens (northern house mosquito) is the source of this 2480-nucleotide messenger RNA. Its product is annotated as glycine, alanine and asparagine-rich protein-like. The coding region runs from base 89 to 2323 and encodes 744 amino acids. The record is from RefSeq and is a predicted model, not a curated record. NCBI's taxonomy places the organism in Eukaryota, Metazoa, Arthropoda, Insecta, Diptera, Culicidae. The transcript has 5 exons.
UUGCUAUAUAUUCUGAAGCGGGCCACAAACCAGUAUCAUUGAUCCCAGUGACUUCAGCAUCAGUGUACAGAGCAGCUCUCAAGUGACAAUGGCAUUCAAGUUUGUCGUCUUCCUCGCUUCCCUGGCCGUUGCCAGCGCUGGAUACCUGCAGGAAGCUCCAUUGUCCUACAGCACUCUGUCACAUGCUGCCCCACUGGCCUACAACAGCUACGCCCAUGCUGCUCCAUUGGCGUACAACAGCUACGCUCAUGCCGCCCCGGUGACCUAUGCUGCCCAUGCCAGCUAUGCCACCCCGGCCAUCGGAGCUACCCACGAGAGCACUGUCCGCUCCCAUGAUGCUACCGUGUCCCACUACUCCAAGGCCGUCGACACGCCAUACUCGAGCGUCCGCAAGUCUGAUACCCGCAUCACCAACGAAGCCCCCAAGCUUGCCUACGCUAGCUAUGCUGCCCCAGCUGUCGCCACCUACGCCCAUGCUGCUCCAGCUGUGUCCUACGCCAAGCAGGUCAGCUAUGCCACCCCAGCUGUCGCCACCUAUGCCCAUGCCGCUCCAGUCACCACCUACGCUCAUGCUGCCCCAGUUGCUGUCGCUAAGCAGGUCAGCUAUGCUGCCCCAGCCAUCUCUACCUACGCCCAUGCUGCCCCAGCCGUGUCCUAUGCUGGUUCUUAUGCCCCAGCUCUGUCCUACGCCCAUGCUGCCCCAGCUGUUGCCACGUACGCUCAUGCUGCUCCAGUGACCGUUGCCAAGCAGGUUAGCUAUGCUGCCCCAGCUCUGACCACCUACGCCCAUGCUGCCCCUGCUGUGGCCACCUACGCCCAUGCCACCCCGGCCAUCGCCUCGCACUCCACAGUUGCCCAUGUUGCCUACGACGGUAGCCACUACAAUAUUUACAACAUUUCAACAAUUGAAAUCAAAAACACCUUAGAAAGCGUAAUGGGCGUGGCUACCGUCGUAGGCAACAUGGGCAACGGUGGAGUGCGAGGCGAUGGCCGGGGUGGCAUGGGCGUAGGUGGCCACAGCAGGGGCAGCAUGGGCGUAGGUGGUCAGAGCCGGGGCAGCAUAGCUAACCUGCUUGGCAACGGUCACUGGAGCAGCAUGAGCGUACGUGGCAACAGCUGGGGCAGCAUGGGCGUAGGAAAGAGCUGGGGCAUAAGAACCAGCAUAGGACACGGCUGGGGCAGCAUGGGCGUAGGUGGAGAUGGCUGGGGCAGCAUAGCUGACCUGCUUAGCGACAGCAACUGGGGCAGCAUGGGCGUAGGUGGCGACAGCUGGGGUGGCAUAGCUGACCUGCUUGGCGUAGGACACAGCAGGAGCGGCAUGGGCGUAGGUGGUCAGGGCUGGGGCAGCAUAGCUGACCUGCUUGGCGUAGGUGGCAACUGGAGCGGCAUGGGCGUAGGUGGCGACAGCUGGGGUGGCAUAGCUGACCUGCUUGGCGUAGGUGGCAACUGGAGCAGCAUGGGCGUAGGUGGCGACAGCUGGGGCAGCAUAGCUAGCGUAGGCCAGCUUGGGGGCCUCGUUGGUGAUGCGGGUAUCAGACUUGCGGACGCUCGAGUAUGGCGUGUCGACGGCCUUGGAGUAGUGGGACACGGUAGCAUCAUGGGAGCGGACAGUGCUCUCGUGGUCCUGUCCGUCGGUACGGUAUCAUUGAUCACAGUGACUUCAGCAGCAACGCACCACAACACCAUCCCUCACUUACCCAGCAUAAUGGCAUUCAAGUUCGUCGUCUUCCUCGCUUCGUUGGCCGUUGCCAGCGCCGGAUACCUGGAGGCUCCGGUUGCCCACUACUCGCCGGCCUCGUCAGUCAGCUACAGCAGCCUGGCCCACGCCGCUCCUCUGGCCUACGCCGCCCCGCUGGCCACCAAGACCGUUGCGUACUCGUCCCCGGCCAUCGGAUCCACCCACGAGAGCACCAUCCGUGGUCAUGAUGCCACCGUGUCGCACCACUCCAAGGCCGUCGAUACCGCGUUCUCGAGCGUCCGCAAGUCCGACACCCGCAUCACCAACGAAGCCCCCAAGCUGGCGUACACCAGCUACGCUGCCCCGGCUCUGACCACCUACGCCCAUGCCCCGGUCGCCACCUACGCCCACGCCGCCCCAGUUGCCACCUACGCCAAGCAGGUUAGCUACGCUGCCCCAGCCGUCACCACCUACGCCCAUGCUGCCCCAGCUGUCGCUACCUACGCUCAUGCUGCCCCAGUCGCCACGUACGCCCAUGCUGCCCCGGUUGUGGCCGCCCAUGCCACCAAGACCCUGACCUACUCGCCAGCCGUCGAGGUCGCCCAUGUCUCGUACGAGGGAGCUCAUGCCCAUUAUGCCUGGUAAACACAUUGCCGCACACGAGGAAACUAUCCUGAUACAAUGAUCACAGUGAAGCGUUGUGUCUAUUUUUAUUGAAAUGUCUGUUGUUGUUUUGUUAUGGCAGCACACGCGUCCAACGUCAUCGGAAGUGUGUUUUGAAUAAAAUAGAUGCAAUACAAAA